AGAAGGUUUCAUAAUUCAGAUACUUCAAAAUAUUCUUUACCAAAUGAUAAGACUGAACUUGAUAGAUUAGAAUUAUCUCAUGGUUUACUUAAACAUGCAUUUGAUGGUAAUUAUUCUUCUCCGAUGCAUGAUCAAUUAAAAGAUGGAAUUACUGUAUUAGAUAUUGGGUGUGGAACAGGAAAAUGGACAAUUGAAAAUGCAGUAGAAUAUCCUCAAAGUACUUUUGUCGGAAUAGAUAUGUCCCCAAUAUUUCCAACAGAAGAUAGACCACAGAAUGCGGGUUUUAUUGAAUGUAAUGUGCUUUAUGGACUUCCUUUUCCUUCAAACACGUUCGAUUUUAUACAUCAACGAUUACUUCACGCUGCAUUUACUGAAGAACAAUGGAUGAAAGUGAUAAAAGAAAUAAUGAGGGUGUUAAAACCUUCAGGAUACGUAGAAUUUUUGGAAUUGGAU
Rhizophagus irregularis DAOM 181602=DAOM 197198 is the source of this 453-nucleotide messenger RNA. RefSeq lists its product as uncharacterized. Gene Ontology annotation, molecular function: methyltransferase activity. NCBI's taxonomy places the organism in Eukaryota, Fungi, Glomeromycota, Glomeromycetes, Glomerales, Glomeraceae. The record is from RefSeq and is a predicted model, not a curated record.